Messenger RNA from Clarias gariepinus (North African catfish), 2518 nucleotides. RefSeq names its product E3 ubiquitin-protein ligase TRIM35-like. The transcript has 6 exons. The record is from RefSeq and is a predicted model, not a curated record. Bases 228 to 1640 code for a protein of 470 amino acids. Gene Ontology annotation, molecular function: protein binding; zinc ion binding. NCBI's taxonomy places the organism in Eukaryota, Metazoa, Chordata, Actinopteri, Siluriformes, Clariidae.
CCUUCAUAAACAGCCUGCAGUGUUCUGCUCUGGUGAGGUUAGUUUUAUUCGCAGUUUGUUUAUUGCCUCAUUUUUAACUCUGUAUAAGGAAAUGAUUAUUAACUGAACCUACAAAGUCAUGUUUUUAUACUGAAACAAACCUAAAAUCAGGGUGUGAUUACUUUUUACCAAAGUGAAAGUGAACCUCUGAGCAUUUGGACUGGAGAGAACAACAGCAGCCAAAUAAAAUGGCUUCUAAGUUUUCAGAGGAGGAUUUCUCCUGUCCUGUGUGCUGUGAAAUCUUCAAGGAUCCUGUUCUUCUGCACUGCAGUCACAGUGUGUGUAAAGUGUGUUUGCAGAAGUUCUGGGAGACCAAAGAAUCCAGAGAAUGUCCUGUUUGUAGGAGGAAGUCAUCUAUGGAUGAUCCUCCCACAAACCUGGCUUUAAAGAACCUGUGUGAGACUUUCUUACAGGAGAGAAGUCAGAGAUCUUCAUCAGUGUCUGAAACAGUCUGCAGUCUGCACAGUGAGAAACUCAAACUCUUCUGUCUGGACGAUCAACAGCCGGUGUGUGUGGUGUGUCAGACUUCAAGAAAACACACCGACCAUAAAUUCUGCCCCAUUGACGAGGCAGUAACAGACUGUAAGGAGAAGCUCAAAACUGCACUGAAGCCCCUACAGGAGAAACUAAAGAUCUUUAACGACUGUAAACUGAACUGGAGUCGGACUGCAGAACAUAUAAAGAUUCAGGCCCGACACACAGAGCGUCAGAUUAAGGAGGAGUUUGAGAAGCUUCACCAGUUUCUACGAGAUGAAGAGGCAGCCAGGAUCACUGCACUGAGAGAGGAAGAGGAGCAGAAGAGUCAGAUGACGAAGGAGAAGAUUGAGAAGCUGAGCAGAGACAUAUCAUCUCUUUCAGACACAAUCAGAGCCACAGAAGAGGAGAUGAGAGCUGAAGAUGUCUCGUUCUUACAAAACUACAAGGCCACAGUAAAAAGAGCCCAGAGCACACUGGGGCAUCCAGAGGAGCUUUCAGGAGCACUGAUCCAUGUGGCCAAACAUCUGGACAACCUGAAGUUCAGAGUCUGGGAGAAGAUGCAGCACACUGUCCAAUACACACCUGUAACUCUGGACCCCAACACUGCUCAUCCUAAACUUAUUGUGUCUGAUGAUCUGACCAGUGUGAGACUCAGUGAUGAGAGACAGAAACUUCCUAAUAAUCCAGAGAGAUUUGAUAAAUAUGUGUGUAUUCUGGGCUCUAAGGGCUUUAACUCAGGGACUCACUGCUGGGAUGUUGAAGUUGGAGACUGUACACGGUGGUUUGUGGGUGUGAUGACAGAAUCUGCUCAAAGGAAGGAUGAGAUAAACUCCAGAAGUGGAAUCUGGUGUGUGUGGUGUCAUGAUGGUGUAUAUACAGCAUGGUCUACACCACACACACACACUCACCUCUCAGUAUCACAGAAACUCCAAAGAAUCAGAGUGAAGCUGGACUGGGACGAAGGAAAACUGUCACUCUCUGACCGCCUCACUAACACACACAUACACACUUUCACACACACAUUUACUGACAAAUUACUGCCAUUCCUAAGUGUUGGUGGUAAAGAAUCUCCUGUAAAGCUCCUCCCACUUCAGUGCUCUGUAAGAGUCGAUCAGAUCAGUUAGAGUUCAUUAAUGAAAUACUGCACAUUAAAGAUUCAUAUUCUUUAUAAAAGUUUGUUCAAAUAACAUUGAAUAGUUCACUCUGAAAAGAGUUUCAAGUUACAGAAUGAAUUUAAAUCAAAAGGGUUUUAAUGUCAAAUAAUGACCUAUUCUGUUAAAAUAAAGAGAUAUUAAAUAAAAAAAAAGUGAUAUUUAGUUUUAAUAACUACAGAGCACUUUUCCUCUCAAUGUUCAGUUCAGGGAUUCAUAACCAAAUAAACCACAGGAUGAAGUCUGUUUUAAUGUACAAUUUAAAUCUCACUUACUCACUUAUCAUCUAUACCGCUUUAUCCUGUAUUCGGGGUCGCAGGGGCGGAGCCUAUCCCAGGAGACUUAGGGCACGAGGCGGGGUACACCCUGGACAGGGUGCUAAUACAUAUCAGGGCACACACACUCAAUCACCCACUACGGGCAAUUUGGGAACGUCAAUUAGCCUAACCUGCAUAUCUUCGGACUGUAGGAGGAAACCGGAGUACCCGGAGGAAACCCACCAAGAACAGGGAGAACACGCAAACUCCAUACACACAGAGACGGGAAUCGAACCCGGACCCUGGAGGUGCAAGGCGACAGUGCUAACCACUACACCACCGUGCUACCCAAUUUAUAUUCUGAAAUAGAUUAUUUAAUUUUGAUAUUUUCAAAUGAAUAAUAAACAGACGUUAAAAGUUCAUGUCUUUACUGUAUUUAUACUUGUUAGCGCUGUGCUGUUAAUCUUGGGUGAGAUGUUUAACUGGCUGUGUGUGUUGUGUGUAAAACUGUGCAGUGGAGGAGAUUUCAAGCUGUAAGUUUCCCUCCACCAGCAUUUUUUUUUUUUUGGAAGAUCAGAAAGAUUUGUAUGUUAA